Molecule: messenger RNA, 714 nt
Organism: Phytophthora sojae
Lineage: Eukaryota; Oomycota; Peronosporomycetes; Peronosporales; Peronosporaceae
Exons: 3
Source: RefSeq, a predicted model, not a curated record
GAAGAGAAGAAGCAGUUGCUGAAGGAGUUGGUGUUCUUGGAAGCUCGAGUGGCUUUGUUGCGUCAAGAGGCGGGGAUUCCAGACCCUAAGGAUGUGGCACCAACAGAGCAUCAAGUUGAGGAGAACCGGCAGCUGAAAGAUAUGAUCCAAGUGCAGCAGAACGCGAUGGCCGUUGCUCAGUCGGUGCUCGCGGAGUUUUCGACGCUGCGCGGGUAUAACCCGUUGAAGACUUUCAUCCAGUUGAGCAAGGACCCAGUCACGCGGCGGUCAGAGGUUUGUGCACUGAAACAUGAUCAGUUAGAGCGGGCGAAGCAGUUUCUGAAGCAAAGGAUGCAUCUGGUGACGAAUCCCAAUCGACCUUUCCACAAGGAGGCUGGGUAUCUGACGGACGAGGGCCACUACAUUGCUACGAAGUUGGAUGUGCAUCAGUUUGUCGGUGUCAAGAGCGUCAAACAAGUGUUUGAUGCGUUGGACAACAGUACGAAUCCUAUGCUGCACCAUCGACUGGUGACAAUGCUCUCGAAUGGGCUGAUAGUCGAGAAAAACGCCAUCAAGUUCUUCCAGUUCUUUGACGACGAAGAAGAGGAAGGACCUUACGAUAUCAUGGCUGCAUCACCUGUCGACGAGGACGAGUUGUAUCCAUACCAUGAAAUAUCCGACCUCCGACCUUUCCGACUAAAUGGUGUGACACACACACUUCAUGUAAGUAGGUAA